UGUGACUCGGAUCCUACCUAUCAUCAACAGUUUUGUUCACAGUAUUGAAUAUAGCGAAUAUUAUCCCGUAGUUUUUGAAAUUAUUUAAAUAGAACUUGCAGAAAGUGUUUAAGACGUUAAAAAGAAAAUAUUAGAAGAUAUUGUAUGUUACGUACAAAAUGGAUAUACAAGAUUACUGUCAAAGAUUACCCAAAGUGGAACUUCAUGCCCAUUUAAAUGGAUCAUUAUCUAUGAAUACUUUGCAAAAAUUAUAUAAAAUGCAACACUCAGAUAUUACUGAAUGCGAGCAAACUUCCAUGGAUGCUGUUAAAUUUUCAUCUCUAAGCGAAUGUUUUAAAGUGUUUGACAUAGCACAUGCAGUAACAAUCACUCCACAGGCUGUGUUUCUUGCGGCUUGUGAUGUGAUAAAAGAGUUUCACGAUGAUAAUGUAGUUUACUUAGAACUGAGAAGCACACCUCGAGCUGUGAAGGAUUCAAUGACAAAAUUAGAAUAUCUUGAGGCCAUAAUAAGAGCUUUUGAAAUAUCCAAAUCUCAAUUUCCACGAAUUAUUGUAAAACUAUUGGUGUCAAUUAAUCGAAAGGAAGGUUAUAAAUCAGCAAAAGAAAAUGUGGAUCUUGCGAUACAGUUGAUGAAACAGUUUCCACAGUAUGUUGUCGGUGUUGAUCUUAGCGGUGAUCCAAAAGUGAAAGAGUCAUUUUUACCUUUAUUGGAAAUAGCUAGGAAGACGGGACUGAAGGUUGCAGCACAUUGUGCGGAGAUACCAGAUGAAAUAGACAUAGUUGAUACGUUGAAAUUCAAACCUGACCGAUUAGGACAUUGCACUUGCAUUCAUCCUACUUUGCAAGGAUCUAAACAACUAUUUGACAUGUUAUUGGAUUCCAAAGUUCCUGUUGAGUUGUGUUUAACAUCAAAUGUUAAAUGUAAAACAGUAUCCUCUUACGAAACACAUCACUUUAAAUAUUUUUACGAAACUGGACAUCCUAUAACUAUUGGAACCGAUGAUAAAGGUGUAUUCAACACAUGUUUGUCCAAGGAAUUCGAAAUAUUGAACUCUACUUUUAAUAUUGGAAAAGAACAGCUCAAAAAAUUAUCUCUACUGUCUGUGCAGUAUAGCUUUGCAGACACAGAAGAAAAGAAACGUUUAUCAUCAAUUAUCGAGAAGUUUGAAUAAUAUUUUUUUUUUUUAAUUAAAUAUCUUAAAUAUAUUAUGUGAAUGCAUAUGAUUUUUAUUUUUUAUUUUUCUUCGUCUUAAAAGAAAGUCAAAGAUAAGUAAAAUAAUAAAAUGCAGUGUGUUCAUUCAUGUCGUAUAUUGAAGACUGUUCACAUAUAAAAGUAACAUCAGUUUUAUUUAAUAUUUGUAUCUAUCGUUUACAUACAUUUACAUGUAAUAACUGAUUUAUUAUUUGAGAAGUUUAUAAUCCUUACACAUUGUUUUAUAUCUUGUUUCUCACGUAAAUUCAUUCAUUCCAUUCAUCUUAUAAUUUUUAUAUAUAUGUACAAUAUUUACGGUAGCUAUUCGUAUGGUAUUUCUAUAAAUUACUAUAUUCUGUUGUAAUGAUUUGAAGAAUCGAUGAUGAUAAUAAUAUAAGCUAUUACAUAACGUAUGUUCAACGAUCUUGAUAUGGAUAAUUAUAUUGACUAAGUAUGUUUUGCUACAGCAAUAAAGCAUUUUAAAAAUACGACGUUUAUUUUGCGUUAUCGUUGGUUUGUUCUUUUUCACUUAACUGCACCAGUUCAGAGUUCAUCUUUUUCACUCUAAAGAGAAGAAAAAACACUCUAAACUAGUGUGACCAGUUUAACAAAAAACAAACCAAGUGAUAGGCAUAAACCCUAUCAGGAACAUGUCACUUGUCUUCACUUAUUAUCAUAUCUUAUAUCAUAUAGAAAGAGAGUAAAUCUCGUUUUUCGAGUUAGUAUGGCUGCUUUCUUUUUAAUAAACACAAAUCGACAAAGAUUAACACACUCGAGCGUAGUUUGACUCUCCUUCCAAAAAAGAGUCAAAGAGUGUAGCGACUGAGGUCGAUCACAAUUAUAAAUGAAAAGCGACGUGGACACAAAUAGCAAUUUGUGUCGGAUGUGUCGACUGUGUUUUCUAAAAGGAAAGCAGCGUAUAUGGAGUCAAAACAUGGAGUUUUCUUACCUGAUAGAAUAAUUGAAAACGCAUAAGUUUAAAUAUGCGCUUAUUUUUGCGCGCUCUUUAUCUCUCUCUCUCUCUUUCUCGCAGUAAUGUAUGGACUAAAUAUAUUUUAAUAUUCUUAUUACUUUUAUCUACAAUAUCUAUCUCAGUCACAGAUCUGAUGUCGAUCUUUUAAUAAAAUUACGAGAUUAAAUUUAUUUUUGACAUUCCGCAUCGAAAGACGGAAUUUUCUGCUCAACUUAAAUUUUUAUAUUGUUAAAGAUUGCACAGUUUUACAAUGAAAAACACGUUUGUGUAAUUCAUUCAUAUUGAAUCAACAUUUAGCAAAUACGAUUGUCUCGUACUAGCUCCUGCGCAAUCAUGGAAAUAAUCUAUAUCGUAGAUAAUAUUUUUUCUGUUUCAUACUUUGUGUGCAACGUAGAAAAUAAAUUAUAUGAAAAAUAUGUUGGCCUGUUUUAAUGGAAAAUUUAAUGGAAAAACGUGAUGUUUAUUUUCUAAUCGAAAUUUUCGAUUAGAUUAUAUAGAAUACGUAACGUUAACUUAUAGAUUUUCAGUACUAUAAGUAAUAACCAAACAAGGCCUGUAUGAGAAAUAUUCUAUCUGCAAUAAAUAUAAAUUCAAUCUCGGAAUUUUGCAAAGAAUUAUUAAUAUUUUGAUU
This is a messenger RNA of Pseudomyrmex gracilis, 2796 nucleotides long. RefSeq names its product adenosine deaminase-like protein (gene Ada). The record is from RefSeq and is a predicted model, not a curated record. The transcript is spliced from 7 exons. NCBI's taxonomy places the organism in Eukaryota, Metazoa, Arthropoda, Insecta, Hymenoptera, Formicidae. Gene Ontology annotation, biological process: adenosine catabolic process; inosine biosynthetic process. Gene Ontology annotation, molecular function: adenosine deaminase activity. The coding region runs from base 159 to 1172 and encodes 337 amino acids.